AUGGGAUAUUAUCUACAAGAGGCUUGCGGCAGUAAAGAAGAAGUAAGAUACCUAUUGUGGAUCCGUUUAACACGAGCUCUGAAGGUAACAGAGUUCUUCAGGGAUCUGGAAAAGGAUAUCCGCGUGAAUUAUCUGUUCACAAGAAUAGUGAAACUCAUAGUUGUGGAGAUCUACUGCACACACACAGCAGCCUGUAUCUUCUAUUACCUGGCCACAACGCUACCCGAGUCAAUGGAAGGAAAUACAUGGAUAGGGAGUUUGAAGUUGGGGGAGUACAGCUAUGAUCAUUUCAGGGAGCUUGAUCUUAUCAAGCUUUAUACCACCUCACUGUACUUUGCAAUCGUCACAAUGGCGACUGUUGGUUAUGGUGACAUUCAUGCUGUAAAUGUCAGGGAAAUGAUAUUUGUCAUGAUCUAUGUCUCCUUUGAUAUGAUUCUUGGCGCUUACCUCAUCGGUAACAUGACUGCGCUUAUCGUCAAAGGCUCGAGAACCGAGCGAUUCAGGGACAAAAUGAAAGAAGUCAUCAGGUAUAUGAACAGGAAUAAACUUGGGAAAGAGAUAAGGGAACAGAUCAAGGGGCAUCUGAGGUUGCAGUAUGAGAGCAGCUACACUGAAGCUUCUGUACUUCAGGAUAUCCCUAUUUCAAUUCGUGCAAAGAUUUCUCAAACACUGUAUAAGCCAUAUGUUGAAAGCACUCCACUGUUCAAAGGCUGCUCAGCAGAAUUCAUUCAACAGAUUGUCAUCAGACUCCAAGAAGAGUUCUUCCUACCAGGAGAGGUUAUUUUGGAGCAAGGCAGUGCAGUUGAUCAGAUAUACUUUGUCUGUCACGGUGCGCUGGAAGGUGUUGGCAUCGGCGAAGACGGUCAAGAGGAGACUAUUUUGAUGUUGGAGCCUGAGAGUUCUUUCGGAGAAAUCGCUAUCCUUUGCAACAUCCCACAGCCAUACAGUGUUCGUGUUUGUGAACUUUGCAGGCUCUUGCGGCUCGAUAAGCAGUCAUUCACAAACAUACUGGAGAUCUACUUUGUCGACGGAAGGAAAAUUUUGAGCAACCUCACUGAUAACAAUGAAUAUGGCGGACGAGUCAAACAAAUAGAAUCAGAUAUCACAUUCCACAUAGGGAAGCAAGAGGCAGAGCUGACCUUGAGAGUAAACAGUGCUGCCUUUUACGGUGACCUUAAUCAGCUCAAGGGUUUAAUCCGGGCAGGAGCCGAUCCAAAGAAUACCGAUUAUGACGGGCGGUCUCCUUUGCAUCUUGCAGCUUCCAAAGGGUACGAAGACGUUGCGCAGUUCCUCAUCCACGAAGGGGCUGAUAUCGAUCUUGCCGACAAAUUUGGGAACACGCCACUGCUGGAGGCAGUGAAGCAGGGGCAUGACCGGGUGGCCGCGCUGCUCUUCGGCAGAGGAGCCAAGCUGAACCUCGAGAACGCCGGCAGCCACCUCUGCAUGGCGGUGUCGAAGGGGGACUCCGACUUCGUUCGGAGGGCUCUAGCCUACGGCGCUGACCCAGACUCGAAGGACUACGACCACCGCAGUCCUCUCCACAUAGCCGCCGCAGAUGGCCUGUACAUGAUGGCCAAGAUGCUGGUAGACGCAGGCGCAAGCGUGUUCGCAACCGACAGGUGGGGCACUACGCCACUGGACGAAGGGCGAAAGUCGGGUAGCAAGCCGCUGAUGAUGCUGCUGGAGCAGGCGAAAGCCGACGAGCUGUCCAAGUUCCCCGCCCGCGGUGAAGAAGUGAGAGAUAGAAUGCACCCGCGACGAUGCUCCGUGUUCCCCAACCAUCCGUGGGACGAUGGCGCCGGGCGCAGAGAGGGGGUGACGCUGUGGAUCCCACACACGAUCGACGGGCUCAUCAGGUCGGCGCAGGAGAAGCUGGGCUUGUCCGGCUCAGGCCUGCGCCUGCUCGGCGAGGACGGCGCGAGGGUGCAGGAGGUCGACAUGGUCCAUGAUGGCCAGAAGCUCUAUCUGGUCGGAGGCAAUGACGGCACGGGGCAGAGCGAGUAG
Messenger RNA from Triticum turgidum subsp. durum (durum wheat), 2004 nucleotides. NCBI's taxonomy places the organism in Eukaryota, Viridiplantae, Streptophyta, Magnoliopsida, Poales, Poaceae. The record is from the annotation of a GenBank genome assembly.